UUUCUGUGAACAAGACAAUGAAUUCACCUUGAGAGAGAAAGUAGCAGAUUCCCAUUUUUAAUCUCAAUUUUUUUGCUUUCUCUCUUUAUUUUAUUUGUAUAAAAGAACUUGUUGUAAGUUAGUGCAGCUUCAUGUUUUGAAGGUUGUCUGCUUGGAUCAGUUUUCAUUCAGACAUUUUUUAAAACAGGUAGAGAUGGAGCAUAGUUUCUUGGAGGAGUUAUUGGCUCCAAGAAGAGACAGUUGGACCACUUUUUCAAAUGGGAUGGCCGAGUUCUUCCCCGAUGGAUGGAACUUGGAUUCUUUUAAUGAAAAUCCAACAUUGGCUACAACACCAAAUCUUUCCUUUCUAGGGUUAUCUACAACCAAUGAAAACCCAAGCUUUGAGUGUCCUUUCAAUGACAAACCCUACGCUUUAGCUGCUGAUGGAUUCCAGGUGGAAUCUUCGGCCUCCAUUUUUCCAGCUGCUCAUGAAGACUACCCAUCAAUGGUUGACGAUGAAUAUCGGUUUGGCCUUCUUCAACAACAUAGCUUGGAGGAAACCAAGAGUAGUUGCAAAGUUGAGAUGGAACAAACCAGCAACAUUCAGGGUUUCAACAUGGGCUUGUUUGUGGAGAGGAAGACCAAGAGUAAGAGGCUUGAAGGUCACCCUUCAAAGAAUCUAAUGGCGGAGAGAAGAAGAAGGAAGAGACUAAAUGACAGGCUUUCAAUGCUCAGAUCAAUAGUCCCCAAGAUCAGCAAGAUGGAUAGAACAUCUAUACUUGGAGACACCAUUGAUUACAUGAAAGAGCUUCUAGAGAGGAUCAAAAAGCUACAGCAAGAUGAAACAAGAGUGGGGUUUAAUCAUUUCAGUCCAUUGAACAACAUGAAGGAGCUAAAGCCAAAUGAAAUGUCGGUGAGGAAUUCCCCCAAGCUUGAUGUAGAGAGGAGUGAAACUGACACUCGAAUCGAUAUUCGGUGUUCAACCAAACCAGGGUUGCUGCUAUCUACAGUGAACACAUUGGAAGCACUAGGCCUUGAGAUCCAACAGUGUGUCAUAAGUUGCUUCAAUGAUUUUUCAAUGCAAGCUUCUUGCUCAGAGGCUGCAGAGCAAAGGAAAUUAAUGAGCUCUGAAGAUAUAAAGCAAGCAUUAUUCAGAAAUGAAGGCUAUGGAGGAGCAUGUCUGUAGAGUAAUGAAGAGGAUCAUAAGAUUUUCAUCCAACAAAGCCUUGAGAGGCGACAUUUAUCAGAAUUUGUUCUUCAAGGUCAAGGAUCAAUGCAAGUGAGAAUCUGAAACAACAAUGUCCUAUUCAUAAUGUUCUGUUCAUUUAUCAUGAAUUAAUGUACCCCUGUUGGAGCAUGCUAUAAUAUGACUAUCGUUUUCAUCUUUUUUUAUCACUGUUAAAUGGUUGAAAAAAGAAAACAUUCUGUUCAUAUUUUAAAGGAACAAGAGUGUAUUUGAGAGAAAAGUAGGCAGAGAUUAGCGGUCUAUUAA
This is a messenger RNA of Hibiscus syriacus, 1471 nucleotides long. RefSeq names its product transcription factor bHLH93-like. The record is from RefSeq and is a predicted model, not a curated record. The coding region runs from base 194 to 1165 and encodes 323 amino acids. NCBI's taxonomy places the organism in Eukaryota, Viridiplantae, Streptophyta, Magnoliopsida, Malvales, Malvaceae. Gene Ontology annotation, molecular function: protein dimerization activity; DNA-binding transcription factor activity; sequence-specific DNA binding. The transcript has 4 exons. Gene Ontology annotation, biological process: regulation of DNA-templated transcription. Gene Ontology annotation, cellular component: nucleus.